Oppiella nova is the source of this 387-nucleotide messenger RNA. The record is from the annotation of a GenBank genome assembly. Lineage: Eukaryota; Metazoa; Arthropoda; Arachnida; Sarcoptiformes; Oppiidae.
AUGGAUGCUCCAUAUAAAGUGCUAACAUUGAGUGAAUGCAAAGCUAUUGAUAACACAAUUGACACUCAAUUGUCGUCACUUUUGCUGAUAUGCGAGAAAGCUUUCGAUGAGUUGUCAGUCAUAGGGUCGGGUGGUUUUGGGACAGUAUAUCGAAUGAGACACAAAACUGAUGGUCAGAUUUAUGCCGUAAAAAAGAUUGCAAUUAAAGUGUUUAAUGGAACGGAAACUGAAAAUGCAUUGAAAGAAGUGCAGAGUUUGGUGAAAGUUAGCUCACAAUAUGUGGUCCAAUACUACUACUCAUGGCUUGAAACCGGGUUUCUGUUCAUACAAAUGGAGUUAUGUUCACAGAGUUUGCGGAAUAUUCUUGACGUCAAACCAAACAUUUAA